GAUGCAAAGUAAACGAACGUUGGGAGCACCAGAACAGGGACCGUCCUGCCACAAUUCUCUUGCUUCUCUUUCUACGGAGACUUAACUAAAUUUGUGCUAACUCACCCUUCGCGGUGUUUACGGAAAGUUGAGAGGGAUAUAGUCUGAAACUUCGCCACCGCGUGGACCUUAAAGAAAAAGGCUUUUUCAACCAAGGACCAGAAUGGCUCUACUCAAACACCUGAAGUUAUAUGUGCUUUGACAACAUCCCUUACAAUUGCUAAAAACUUUGAAAGGAACUCUCCUGACCACCUUCAGAUCCUAAUUUAAAUUUUACCUGUGGAUCGUUACUAAAAGACUGCCAUCAUGCCCAUUCUUAAGCAACUGGUCAGCAACUCCAAUCAGUCAAAGCGGAGGUCUCGGGCUGACCUGACCGCAGAGAUGAUCAGUGCGCCGCUGGGGGACUUCCGUCACACCAUGCACGUGGGCCGAGGCGGCGAUGCCUUUGGGGACACCUCAUUUCUCAGCACCCGUUCAGGAGAACCUCCCAGGGAGCCAGACAAAAAGCAAGGCUCACCAAGUUCCAAGCCCGGGCUUCUGUCCCGCACCUUCAGAAACAGCAAGCGAUCUCAGUCUGUAAAUCGGGCGGACAAGUGUGAGUACAACGCGAUGGCAUCUUCUGCCGGCUCCUCCCAGUAUGUGAAGACCGCCAUAUCCCUGCCGUACCUGAACGACGAGGGUACUAACAGAGGUAUCCAACUGCCAAAGAGCGUUUCCUCAAGCCCAAUGAAGAAGGUGAAUGAGAUCGAAAGCAAGCCGUUAAAUGGAGCAGCAGCUAUGGCAGGCCUUGAUCCAGAGCUUGAAGAACGGGAUUUUGGCGAACCUACAGAUUUGCCUCCAUCCAUGCCUAAGGGAGGUGGGAUGAAGCACGCAGAGUCUAUAAUGUCCUUCCACAUUGACCUGGGCCCUUCGAUGCUCGGGGACAUCUUGAGCGUGAUGGAAAAGAAAGGUUGGGAGGAGGAUGACCUUGGCUACGAGGAAGGCAAGGGAAGCGAGGGCCAUGCUUCGCCGUCCCUCAUUCCCCACAUAGAUGAUGACGAUGCAGAGGAGCGAGCCCCUGCAAGGCCUCCUCGCAGCAUGUACCAGCAAAAAGCCAUGGUGGAUCCCUACACCCCUGAGCUACAAACCAAGAACAACCACCACAAUAUGGAUAGCUGCUCUGUGUCCAGCUCUGGUUCUGAGGAGAAACCUAACUACCGCCUCCACGACGUUGACACGGACAGUGCAAAGUACAGUUCCCCACGUGGGGGAGAAGGAGAGAGAGAUUUCACCUUCAUGGACGAGGAUGAUGACGAUGAGAUUAGAGUUUAGACUUUAGCUGCCACGAGCAGUUGAAAAGGACUGUAAACAUGAUAAAUAAGGCUUUUUCACCAUGCUGUAGCUAGGGUGGGCUAAAUGCACGCUAGAGUGCAGACUGACUGGCUCACAAAGUGGCCCUUUUUGAAGUGUUUGGGUUUACUCAUAUUACUGGUAAAGUCUCAGUUUUCCCAAAAAAGUAUUGUUUACCACAUUUAAACCCUUAACCAAGAAGAAGCAAUUGCAAACCAUUAGUAAAUAAUAUCACAGACAUAUCAUUUUAAGAAGAGAGAAGAGAUGACAGUGAGAUUGGGUAAUGUGGAUGUGUGGUAUGGAUUCUGUGGAAGAAUGUAGGGAAAGGAUGAGGAGUGAAACCCAGAUGGCGUUAGAAUCCCAGUGUGUGUGAGUGAAUAUGGGGUUUUAUUUGCCAAUGACACUAUUUUGGCAUAGACACUAAACAGAAAAAGUUAUGCCUUUUUAAGAGUUUAACAGUUGAUUUAUGCUAUUUUCUACUUUAUUGUAUCUGCAGUAUCUGGGAGUUAGUAUACAGCAGCCUGCUGCUGAUUUGAGUUGGGUAGAUUAUUAUUUUGUUUCUGUUUUUAAUUGGGAAUAUCUACAUUCUUUAAAUUCACAGACAGCUGUAAUAUUUAUUGAUUUGUUGUCAUAAGGGAUGGAUCAUUCUUAAUGUGCACUCCUUAGUCUUAAAUUGUGUUGUUGUUUUAUCCAGAUAUCAUAAUUUCUUAAGGGUACUAAAGACAGAACCAUCUUCUUUGUUAGAGGUUGGCUGAAUUGCACUUAAAUACUGGCCUUAAGUAGGCAAUAAAUUGUCUUAGAUCACUCCUGAUCCCAUGUUCAUUAUAGGGAAAUGUCUUUUACAAAAUCAGAGUUGGUGAAAGAUUUUUUUUUAAUACAGAAAAACUGUGAAUUGUCAAAAAGAGGCCUUUUGUAAGUGUUAUGUGUCUUGUACUUUUUUUUU
Neolamprologus brichardi is the source of this 2311-nucleotide messenger RNA. RefSeq names its product CDC42 effector protein (Rho GTPase binding) 4b (gene cdc42ep4b). Lineage: Eukaryota; Metazoa; Chordata; Actinopteri; Cichliformes; Cichlidae. Gene Ontology annotation, biological process: positive regulation of actin filament polymerization; positive regulation of pseudopodium assembly; Rho protein signal transduction. Gene Ontology annotation, cellular component: plasma membrane; cytoplasm; cytoskeleton. The record is from RefSeq and is a predicted model, not a curated record. Gene Ontology annotation, molecular function: small GTPase binding.